CAGAAACAAAAUUGUCAAAAUUCGGUUCCUGUAUUUCCAAACUACAAAACACGGCAUUUUGACUUUGAAAAUGAUCCUUAACAACCUUUAGUAUCUUUCAUUUUCAACCCAUUCUCUCCACAAACAUCGUCUGUUUAGUGUUUACAGCAAUUUUCAACGGUUAAAAAAUUUUGCAAGUCAAUUUCUACUUACUUCCACAGCUACUUUGACGAAUAAACAUUAAAUAGCAUUUCAAUUCAGUUGGAUUUUUAAAUCCAUUAUUUUGUUUUUUAUGUUUUUGGUUUUUGUUUUCAAUUUUUUUCUUGAGCGAACAUCCAUCAUGUUACUUACCUUUACAAGCAUAAAGACCUGAUUUUCUCAGAAAGAAAUUUGAUUUUUCUUGGAUUUUGAGGGAAAAGAUUGGUGGGUAUUGAAGGAAAUUUGAUUUGGGGAGAUGGGUAAUUUCAUUUGCAAAACCAAGAAGGAUACUAAAUUGAAGGAGCAUGGAUCAGGAAGCAAGAGAGUGGGGAGGUCUCAGAGGAAGCUUUUAGCAGAAGAAGAGUUGUUGCAUAGGCAAGCUUUGUCUAUGGCGCUUCAGCAACAUCAAUUGUCUCAGCGGUUUGAGGGAUCCAUGUCAAGAAGAAUUGGAGGCUCGACAAGCUCUAGAAGACGCAAUCUUGGCGACCCUUUGUUGAAUUCAAAGCAGGCACCAAACAUUCUGGAGAAUAUCCAGUUUAAAAAAAUUAUACUAAUACAUGGAGAAGGGUUUGGAGCUUGGUGUUGGUACAAAACUAUUGCCCAAUUGGAGGAAGUAGGAUUGCAACCGACGGCUUUAGAUCUUACGGGUUCUGGUAUUGAUAUGACGGAUACCAACAAUGUCACUACACUGGCAGAGUACUCAAAACCACUGAUUGAUUAUCUCGAAAACCUGCCAGAGGGUGAAAAGGUUAUGUUGGUAGGUCACAGCAGUGGAGGAGCAUGCAUUUCAUAUGCAUUGGAGCAUUUCCCUCAAAAAAUUUCAAAGUCGAUUUAUCUCUGUGCUACGAUGGUGUCAAAUGGCCAGAGACCUUUUGACGUGUUUGCUGAAGAGCUUGGGUCUGCAGAGCGUUUUAUGCAAGAAUCCCAGUUUUUGAUAUAUGGAAACGGUAAAAACAAACCUCCUACAGGAUUCAUGUUUGAGAAACAGCUAAUGAAAGGGCUAUAUUUCAAUCAAUCACCAACGAAGGAUGUUGCCCUGGCCAUGGUUUCCAUGAGACCUACACCACUGGGUCCUAUUAUGGAGAAGCUGUCAUUGUCCCCUGAAAAGUACGGAACUGGCCGGCGGUUCUAUGUACAAACAUUGGAUGAUCGUGCCCUUUCACCAGAUGUCCAAGAAAAACUCGUGAGAGAAAACCCACCAGAAGGAGUCUUCAAGAUCAAAGGGAGUGACCACUGCCCUUUCUUCUCGAAGCCACAGUCCCUGCAUAAAAUAUUAGUUGAAAUUGUCCAAAUUCCAUAGCUUAAAUUUCUGAAACUGAGACAAAUAUUUGUAAAUUGUUCGCUUUACAGAAGACAGAAUUUGUUAAUUAUAUCGUUGGCUUUCGACAAGUUAGGCUAUUAUUGUA
Molecule: messenger RNA, 1583 nt
Organism: Mangifera indica (mango)
Lineage: Eukaryota; Viridiplantae; Streptophyta; Magnoliopsida; Sapindales; Anacardiaceae
Product: putative methylesterase 14, chloroplastic
Exons: 5
Coding region: 434-1477 (347 amino acids)
Biological process (GO): salicylic acid metabolic process; jasmonic acid metabolic process
Molecular function (GO): methyl salicylate esterase activity; methyl indole-3-acetate esterase activity; methyl jasmonate esterase activity
Source: RefSeq, a predicted model, not a curated record